GCAGGGCGUUGUUAGCCCAGCGGUGCGGAGAGGAUCCGCGACUGCAACGUCGUGUAACUCUCAUUCGCUGACCGCAUCGGCUGGGAGAUUGAACUUCAAAUGAAGCAAUUUUCAGCCUGGUGGCCGUUGGGCAAAUCUUGGGGCGGCACUGGGCAUCAGAGGGGACGUCCUCGUGUUACUCAUCUUGAGUCUGGGCCAGUCCCAUCUUGCAGAGGCGAUUCGGAUCCCGGCGGACCCAGUUUCUUGCAAUUGGGAUCAGUCCCAGUUGUUCGACGAUUUCAACGGCCACUUACAAGUUACCGUAGCGCAGUGACGGCUUCUCGGAUUAUUAGCGAAUCGAUCAUUACAUCGACGGACGAGGCUUGGGCCUCGGGGGGCCGACGACAACGAAGGCGAGAGGACGUGCGGUAUGACAGGGACGACCCUGAGGCUUGUUGCCCCCGGGCUGGGGUAACCCAACCUUUCCAGGAUGUCCCGCAGACCAAGCACGGAUGCGACCCUCCCUCUUCUCUCAUCCUUCUCGAAUCCCUCCUCUCUUUAGCUCUCUCUAGCGGCAAGGUACGGCACGAUACGACGGGGGGCACAACAAGGCAUGUGGGCGUAGUCAAUUUGAAGUCAAAUUGCUUCUUAUGAGCUUUUCGUCGAGAAGCUCCAGAACGAUAAUACCGGAAGCUGCCGCGGCUUGACGAUGGAGUCAUCCGAGGCUUCUCACUCAGCUCUCGACUCUCAGCCCCCUCAGCCAGCCUUGACCGCCACGCCGCACGGCAGUGUCAACACAGAAAUCAGACUAUCCAGAGUCUCUAGACCUCUCGGCCACCCUGCAGAUGACGACUCCGUUAAUUAUGCUUCGCCGCUGUGCUUCCCUACAGUUCUCGCUAGUCUGACACACGAAACCGCAAGACCUCCACUCGACCGCAGAAGAUACGCGACUUAUCGUUCACAAACGACCGGGACCCUCGAUCCACAGACUGGCCCAAGGACAGGAUGUCGAAGUUCGUCAUCCUUGUGUUGAUCAGCCCCCCCUAAAAUAUCCGUCCUAUCAAUCUCAAACAGGCGACAAAGUUGCGAGUCGCGUGCUGGGGACCAAGAACGAGGGCUUCUGGGCUCUGGGUCGACCCUGCAGAGGCGAAAUCAGAGGGGAUGAUAUCAAAGUAGAGUUAAGUCAGAGUGUCCCCCCCGUCUGCAGUCUGGGUCCUCUCCUGUUCUCUGCAUAUGGGCUUCGGGGGGUUCUCUGUCAUCGGGUCUUUGGUCUUUCUUUCCAGCAACUGCCUUUCUACUAGCAGCCAUAAUUCUCAUUUUCUCUUCUUUUGCCUCCACAUUUGGCGCAACUUGCAAGACGGCCUUCUAGUCCUCCGAUUCUACUAGUUCCUGCAACCGCUUCCCAUCAUCUCCUUUUUCGAAACCGAUCACCCCGCUCUACGUUCUGGGCAUCCCGCCUGGUUCUUGCUCUUAUAGCCCUGUCAACAAGGAUCCGCCAAGCGCUAGCAUUGCAAAGUCCUGUUCCGGGCCAUUAGAGGAGCAUGUUCAAAUUGGUUAACCGUUCCAGAUCUAUGAAGAGCAUGAGGGCUGGUGGAGGGGCCCCCGGUGGUGUACAGACGCACGGCCCAGAGUCCCCCGUCCUGGGGUCGCCGGGUCUUGUGUCAAGUUUCCAACAGACCAAGGAAGACUCGAGCGCUUCUCAAAACGAGAGCGUGCCCUUCUUCGCAAAGGACGCUGCCGCCGACGCUGCCGCCGCUGCUGCCGUUGCCGUUGAAACUCGCAACACAUACCGCCAUCGCCCGCUGCCUACACCUCCUCCAUCCAAGGCGUCUUCGACCAUGGCUGAGCGGCCCAGCACUAGCGGAGGUCUUUCACCUCAUAACUACAGCACCACCAGCUUCAGAUCCUUUGCUGAUAGACGUAUGUCCAAGGAUGACCUGUACAUCAGGCCUCAGUCUUCAGCACGUGGUGGUUACAAGUCGUAUCACAUCCCGAUACGGGACAACCCAGCAUCUCCGGUAGAGAGUCCUGGCGACUUCUCACACGACUUCUCACCGGCGCGCACCUUUACAGUCAGGACACAGACGCCAGAUUCGAUGGAUAGCAACAUGGGAACGAUAGCAAUAGGCAUGGCCAUAGGGAGCCCGACACAUCCACCUCCGGACUUCACAGCGUCGCGCGAAUUUCUUCCAUCGCCGAUGGUCGCCCCGAGAGACGAGUGGCAACCGCAGGCAUCCAGCCUCAGCACGACCAUGAUGAGGGCCUCACCAACACCAGAACCGCCGCAGGAGAUACCGGAACCCGUGCCGGCACCGAAGCAGAAAUCAGGAAGGUGGAAACUGUUUGGCCGUUCAAAAAGCAAGAGACUUGCCUCAUCCCCAGUCGCCAUCUCACAACCUAUGAAUCUUCAGCACCCGGCACCGACGAGAACGGAUUUCGAUAUUUCACCGACGACAAACCAGACCACUGACCUGGGAAGACGUAACACGGAGAAGAGGACAGCGGAUAGCAAACCUGCCAUGAAGCGCUCACAAACGGCUGGCCCGGUGGCCCCGCCGAGCCCGAAAGAUUCGAAGCCCCCUAAACUACUAAGCAGAAUGGCGUCCACGCGGUCGACCAAAAGUGUCAAGAAGUCGGAUAUUUCUGCGCCGGUUCACGUGUCGAUGGGAGUACCGGCUUUGCCGCCUAAGCCAUCGGGCGGGUUCCUGGACGUGGAAAUUCCCAGCAUCACGAUGGAGAGGUACAGUGUAAUGUUCGGCAACGUCCUGGGACAACAACCACAUGGAUCACAAGAUUCGACGUUGGGAUCGCAAGGUUUACAGCCUUCAUCUUCGCUUCUGGCAAGGCGGCAAGCUACUCUGGACAGACUGAAGACGAUCAACGAUCAGGUCACGAGGGAAGAGGAGGAGAGGGAACGUACCAGGGGUCGGAGAGCAACAUCACCACAGCCGCUCAAGUCACCGGCGUUUUCUCUCUCACUGUUUCCGGCCACGCCCUCGGAAUCGGCCAACAACCCGCCUCAAUCACCCCGAUUCCGCUCAAACACCUCACCUGCUUUCUUGUCAUCCCCGCAGAGAGCAAGCUUCGAGCCAGCCGCAGAGGAAAGAAGCCCUGAAUCUAUCAAGCAAAAGACCCUAUCGCCCGAGACGGUCGCCCGGUCCCAGCCCUCCGAUGUACACGACUUCGUCUUCGGGCCCGAGCAGUCCGGCCUCAUGCUCGAUUCACCAACAGACGACAACGAAUCCGAGGAGAUCCACCUGACAGAGCAACUGAAGCCAACCAUAUACGAACCCGCAUGGCAGAUGAUCUCAACACCAGGCGAGUCCAGCGCCCCGUCGAGCGCUGCGCCCAGCGCCAAAGACCGUUCCCCAGCAUCGGUAUCCUCCGUCCACACGCACGUCACAAAGCCGUCCCUCGACGAGUCUGAGCCGGACGACGCGCUCCGCGCUGCGGUAGAAAUCUCGAUUGCCCGGCAGAUCAGCAUUUCCCGGCAGCAGCGCCGAAUGCUGCGUCCCCUGAAGACGAAUGCUGUUCGUACCGGCGGCAGCCCCAACGUCAGAAGCCCGGUGACGACCAUCACAGUGGGCAAGAAUGAGCGGCUAUCCACGACGAAGAGUUCCACGCCGACGCUCAUCAGCCACGGCGAGACGUUUGAGCAGCAAAUCGCGCAGAACCGCAAGAGCUCGCGGAUUAUCGUCGAGGAUGACUUGGCGUAAACUCACACGAAACUCUCUGGAGCCUAGGCUCUUAUUCCUAUCAUCAUGUCGGACAUUCUUCUUCUAAUUCCCUUCGUCCACAUACACUGAUGGUGCUCGGAUUCGCCAUCAGACUUUUACAACCCUUUUUUGUUACUUAACCACCUUCUCAUCGACCGAUUUGUUCCUUUACUCCACCUUUUUCUGUCAACACUCUCACCUUAUUAUUCUGGAGGACCAUUUCGAACUAUGCUUAUAGCGGGAUUUCAUACGCUUGGUGAAAGGGGGGGGCUUCUUCACUCUGGUUUCAGGUUUUGACGAGUUCAUUGUCUUGUAUGGGGGUUGGAUAUGUAUGUGUGUGGUGGCCUUAUCAGAAAAGCAAAGUUCGAACGGUCUUUUUUGUCACUUGCAAGCGAGUUUCCCGAGAAGCAAAACACAGAGAAGGAUUUCCGAUGGAGUACCUGAUCUUCCAGUCAUACGACCUCGAAGGUUCGUUUCUUUUGCGCGCAAUCGAUACCACUGUUGGGGGGAGAGAUAUUCUUUUUUUUAUCUGGUGUAGGAAGGGAGAAGGACGGCGGGCAAGGGCCAGG
Messenger RNA from Colletotrichum scovillei, 4264 nucleotides. RefSeq lists its product as uncharacterized. Lineage: Eukaryota; Fungi; Ascomycota; Sordariomycetes; Glomerellales; Glomerellaceae. The transcript has a single exon. The record is from RefSeq and is a predicted model, not a curated record. Bases 1521 to 3695 code for a protein of 724 amino acids.